AUGAAAAUAUUACAAGCAUUUGCCAUUGCACUUGAAAUUAAUGAAACUGAUGGAGGAAAGUAUUGGUUUGAGAGAAGACAUAGAUAUGAAGCAGAGUCGGGAGAUAUUUUAAGAAUUCUUCACUAUCCUGCUAUAAACAGUGUUGAUUCUGAAGACAUUCGCGCUGGAAGUCAUUCAGAUUAUGGUUCACUAACCAUACUUUUUCAAAAAGACAUCGCGGGCCUUGAAGUUCUAUCCACAGAUAUGAAUUGGAUACCUGUCCCUGUUCUUCCAGAUUGUAUAUUAAUUAAUAUAGGCGAUCUAUUGGAAUUUUGGAGUCAAGGAUUAUUCAAAUCCACUCAGCAUCGUGUUGUCUUUCACAAAGAAACUUUAAAUCAAGAUAGAUAUAGUAUUGCUUAUUUUUGUCAUGCUGAAGAUGACGUAGGAUUAGACCCUAUUCCUAGCCGAUUCUUAGUUGUAGAUGAUAAAGGUGGCAAUAACAUAACUGCUGUCAUAGACGCUGGAAGUUCUGGCUCAAGAAUUCAAAUAUACUCCUGGAAAGAACAUGACUUCGUAAGAAGGGGUAAGGAUCCAAAGGAUCUUCACAUCUUGCCUACCAUUGAACGUGGAGAUGAGUUUGGUGUAAAAUGGCAGAAGAAAGCUAAUAUUCGAAUCAAUUCCACAGGAAUAUCUUCGUUCGCUUUGAAUCCAACUCAAGUAGGCGAAAAGCAUUUGAAAGAGUUAAUAGAUUUUGCUUUGGAAGUUGUACCUCCAGAUGAGGUCUCCAAUACUCCAAUAUAUUUACUCGCUACUGCUGGAAUGCGUUUGUUGCCUCCUCAACAACAAGCAGCUAUACUUCAGAGUGAAAAAGAGGGUUUAUAUGGUUGGGUUGCUGUAAAUUAUUUAAUGGGAGGAUUUGAAAAAGAUAAAGGAGAACAUAAAGUGAUCAAUUCACUACAAUUAAAUCAAUCCUAUGAUAAUGAUCCUAGCUCAACUAAACAUUUAACCACUUUUGGUUUCUUGGAUAUGGGUGGUGCUAGUACACAAAUUGCUUUUGAACCCAAUGUGGAAGAAUCGAAGAAACAUGCAAAUGACUUGACUUCAGUCUUCCUUUGGACUUUGGAUGGUCAACAGAUGGAAUAUAAAGUAUUUGUGACCACAUUUUUGGGUUAUGGAACGAACGAAGCGCGCCGUCGUUAUAUCGAUGAUCGUAUUAGCAAUUAUACUUCCACCCACGAGAAGAUUGCGAAUCCAGAUAAUUCACGUGAACAGCCUAACGUUUUGAUAAAGGAUCCUUGUUUGCCAAUCGAUCUUCUCCUUACUGAUACGACUUUACCACCUCCACUAUAUACUCUUCAGGGAACAGGAAAUUUUGAACUUUGUUUAAAUUAUACCUAUCCGCUGUUAAAUAAAUCCGUUGCGUGUUCCGACGAACCUUGUUUGUUUAAUGGCGUUCAUACCCCAAAUAUUGAUUUCACCGUUAACCACUUCAUUGGAAUAUCAGAAUAUUGGUAUACUUCUCAUGACAUCUUUGAUCUAGGUGGUAAAUGGGAUUAUAAAAAAUUUGAAACGAAAGCCACUGAGUAUUGUUCGAGUAAUUGGGAAAAGAUCAUAAGUAAUUAUCAUAAGAAUUCGACUUCAUCUGAUUUACCACGCCUGGAGUUGCAAUGUUUCAAAGCCGCAUGGUUAGCGAAUGUACUACAUAAUGGAAUUGGCAUUCCAAAAUCAAUCAACUCUGAAAGUACAGUUGGUGAAUCACCUAUUUUUCAGAGUAUUAAUGAUAUUAAUGAUAUGCAAGUUAGUUGGACUCUGGGUAAAAUUGUUUUAGAAGCUUCAAGCACAAUACCUUUGGUAUUAGACGCACGUCCAAAACCGCCACCAAACCCUCAACAUCACGGAAUACUUGGUUAUUACAAUUUCAUG
This is a messenger RNA of Racocetra fulgida, 1902 nucleotides long. The record is from the annotation of a GenBank genome assembly. Lineage: Eukaryota; Fungi; Glomeromycota; Glomeromycetes; Diversisporales; Gigasporaceae.